Prorocentrum cordatum is the source of this 3047-nucleotide messenger RNA. NCBI's taxonomy places the organism in Eukaryota, Dinophyceae, Prorocentrales, Prorocentraceae. The record is from the annotation of a GenBank genome assembly.
ACUGGCCCUAAGGUAACCCCGAGCCCACUGGAUGAGUCUCAGCCCGAGGACAGGAGAGCUGCCAUGUCCGCGGCGGCCGAUGGCCCCCUGGCGAAAGCUCUGAAGGUUGGCGCCGCUGCACCCGCGGGCAGCCCUGGCGCAGCCUCGAAGGCGCCCGCUGGGUCUCUGGAGACGGUGCUGAGCCCGCACGGGAAGCAGCAGGCGGCGAAGAUGGCGAAGUUGCCGAAGGCGCCGCCUCUGAAGGCAACGGCAAAGGCAGUUCCCAAGGCUGCGAAUGCGCCGCCGACGCCCGCGGCCGCGGCCGCCGCCCCCGCCCCGGCGACCGCCCAGCCCGAGCCAGCAGCUGGGGCGGCAGCGCCAGGCAGCCCAGGCGAGCCCCUUCCCCAGUUGGCGGCAGCACCCGCGGCGGCAGCCAAGGGCCAGGCGGCCUUGGCCCCGGCGGCGGAGGACCAGGCGGCCCCGGCGGCUGAGGUUGAGGGCGCAGCUGCAGGCUCACUUGAGGAUGUCAUAAUGCAGCCCGCGGAUGGAGCGCCGAUCACUCCCGCUGCGGCUGCUGUCGAGGCGGAGGAGGUGACUGGGACGGCGACGCCGCUGGGGCCCGCAGCGCAGUCGCCAUGUGCCAGCAUCCUCGGGAACGCAGCACUUGGGAGUGGGCCUUGUACGCCUUUGUCUUCGUCUUUCAGCGACGGUGCCAGCGCCAUGAUCGCGGGCGGCCCUGAGAUGUCGCCGCGCCAGUGCCAGGAGUUCAACUGCAGCAAGUGCAAGCAGGACCUGAGCGUGAUGAUGCUGGCCCCCAAGUGCAAGAAACCCGGCAACAAGUCUUCGAAAGUGUGCUCAGUUUGCGUGGCGUGCUACGGCAAGCUGCAGCGGCGCUGGGCGAAGAACAGCAGGUUGAAGACUUGGUGGGAGGCCAAGACGGAGGAUGAGCAGACCCAGUGGUAUUUGGAGUGCUUCGAGAACAAUUCAGGCAAUGAGAGCGGCGGGGAGCUCAAGAUCGAGCUGGAGGUCGUGGAGAAGGACGAGGAGAACCAGCGAAAGCAGUAUAUGUGGAAGCCGUGGAAGCAGUACAAGAAGGACCUCUUCAUGGAGGGGUUCACCGAGGAGAAAGAUCAGCUGAUUGAGUGGAGGAAGAGGUUGCAAGACAAGGAUUACAAGAAGUGGUAUACCGCGAACGAGUGGCACAUCGGGGAGUACCUCGGCAUCUUGGAUGAGGGCGUGAAGUCCAAGGCCGUCGUCAGCCGCCAACGCAAGAAGUCGAGUGGCUUCGACGGCGUGGACGACGCAGCAGCCAAGCUGGAGCAGCAGCAGGAGGACUACAAUCGCAUUGCCAGCGGCCUGAAGGCUGCGUGGCCAGGACAUCAACACCACAAGCCCGAGAGCGGGCCUGCCGCGAACAUCCCAGAGGAAUGGGUCCAGGGUGCAGUGGGCGCAGAUGGUGACUUGCAGGAGCGCGACUCGCUGCCCAACCUGCUCAGUGAUACCGUCACUGAGAUGGCCGAGCAGCGCGAGAUCGAGGUGACGAGAGAGCUGCAGGAGGAGAUGCAGGCCCAGGCUUUCCCUGAGAAGAAGAAGGAAGUGGACAUCAGGGCCGCGAAGAUGGACAUGCAGAACGCGACGGAGAAAAGCAAGGCCAAGUUGAAGAGCAUGGUCGAAACGUUGGAUCUGGAGGCCAAGGGGACCAUCGCCACGAUCAAGGAGCGCUUGUUCCCGAAAGGUGCUGCCGUCGAUGAGCUGUUUCUCGGGCUCCUCGCGGAGUGGGACAGCGCCUGGGGCGAGGUGAAGACCGAGUUGGAGGCCUACAGCGGCGAGCACGACGCGAUCCUCAGUGCCGCGAACGACGCCCAGCCCGGCUUCAAUUUCCAGGCGGAGAAGGCGAAGGUGAAGGCGAUGAGCGGGACAUUCAGCCGAGCGGGCGGCCCGUUCAAGAAGGCCAAGAAGGCAUGUUCGGCAUUGCAAGCAGCCCUCAGCAAGCGCCUCACUACCAGCACAGGCGGCGGAGGAGGCUCGAGCAAGAAGAUGAAGUUGGCCAUGGACAAAGAUUGCGUUGCGCCUCCUACCCAGUUGGACGAGUCCCACCUCAGCGCAGCCAUGGCGGUCUGGUGCAACGUGAAGGGCGCCCCCGUCAACAUGAACAACACCCUGAGCUUGGCCGCGCCUGGGGCGCCCGUCCUCCACGCGGCUUCGGAGGUCCUCUCGUUGCUGCAGGCCGAGAAGUCCUACGGCGAGUGCCGCAAGUUCGUCGAGAACACCGCGAAGGAGAUGGCUGGCAAGCAGUACUGGACCGUCAAGGAGUGCCGCAGGCGCACGUGUGCUUGAAGUUGGAUUUCCUCGUGAGCGGGCUGCGAGGGAAUUUCGACUUGAGUGGCCAGCCUCCUGUUGGCACCCCGCGCAAGCACAGAGACCUGAUUCGCAAGGAUGUCCUUGGCGCGCAGGUCUUCCACGCGGGAGAAAAACAUUUGUAUUUUGGUGCUGCGCCGUUUGGAGCUCCAGAGCUUCGUCUGAUCGAACAGGGGCAAGAGCUGGUGCUAGGGGUUCGCUUCCCAGAAAAUGCGAGCUACGCCCACGUCACUGCGCAGAUUCGCGCGAUGAGCGGUGCAGAGCUCUUGACCUUGGCCAAGGAGCCAGCUAAUUUCGCAUGCGUUGCCCAGGCAGGAGAUAUCCUGUUCCUGCCUGCUGGUUUUCUGAUUUUGUCGUUUAGGCCAUCCGCCGUGGUGGGCUUCAGGUGGGGCUGUUUGCCGCCGUGGGCGGGCGACGCGAGUCGGUCGCUGAAGGUCGUCAGCGCCCUGAUGGACUGCUUCCCCGCACUGUCAGACACCAAGCUCAAGCCUUGGCGCGAGUGCUUGGUCGAGGUCACCAGCAAUUCGGACUCCAAGGCAGCCUCGUCGUCCGACGGGGGACAGGCCAAAUGGGGUGCAUGAGCACACGCGGUCUGCGGGGGCAGCAAGACCUCGGCCCCGGCAGCCCACUGGCGGCGCGAGUAGCAACGGGGGGGGGACGAUGAAGAAGAGAGAGGAGGAGGAGAAAACAUAAGGAGGUCGCACGACGGA